CCUCCAUUGACAAUUCUUGACCCUCCGCCCUUUUCUGCACCUCUUGCAGAUACCACCGACUGCGUGGAGUGUUCGUAUCGAUUGAUUCUUCUUCCUGUCGCCUUCUCCUGCGACAGGCCAUUGUAUCUAAUCUCUUUGCGUUUCCUCGCUUUCUCCAUCAACCUUUCUUAACCCGUUCGCUGUCUCGGGCUCACGGCCCCGUCAACAAUUCCUCCACUUACCUGUACCUGAGUGUGUUACCCCACAGAUCGGUAUCUCUCCGAUUCGCUCUGUUGCCCUCCAGUUAUCCUUCAGCUCCAGCCUGUCUCAACGCCUGCUGCUACUCACCUCUCCAAAAACUUCAACUACUCCAACCAUGCUGUCGCGACGUCUAGUCUCGAGCUCUCGCUCUUUGGGUUCUUCAAACUUUGCUCUUCGCUCGUUCAGCACCGCCAUACCGAACCAACAACCUAAAAGAGCGCCAGCUUUGGCAGACAUUACCCCAGAUGACGCCCCAAAAUUCGAGUCGCGACAGGCCAUCUUUCGGGAGAUGCUCGCAGCAGCAAAGAAGAAGAAGCAGGAAGAAGCAAAAGCAACACAGGUCGUUGGCCCGGGGCCAGUAGAAGCUGCGAAGCGGAAAGGAGGAGCCUUUUCAUCCCUCAUCUACGGUACCAAGGAAGGACAACAGCUGGAUAAGGAGAUUGAAACAUCAUUUUCGCAGGCAUUGGCGAGAGGAAAAUACGUUCAUUCAAUCGUCUUUCAUGAUGUGAAACCGGACAAAGUCGAUGAAUAUGUUGAAUUGGUGGGCGGCUGGUAUCCUCGCAUGGCGUCCAUGCCGGAAAACAGAGUCAACCUCGUUGGCUCAUGGCGAACAGAGGUGGGCGACUGUGACACUUUUGUUCACAUUUGGGAAUAUCAAAAGUACCAAGGUUACCAUGCCUCGCUCCACUCCAUUGCCUCACACCCAGAGUUCCCUGCCUUCGACAAGAAGCUCAAGUCACUCAUCACAUCCAAGAAGACAUCUCUGAUGCAAGAAUUCUCGUUCUGGCCGACCACACCGCCUCGGCAGCUUGGAGGAGUAUUUGAACUACGGUCGUACACGCUCCAUCCCGGGAACCUCUUGGAAUGGGAGACCCACUGGAGGCGCGGUCUCAAGGCACGCCGUGAGGUCAUGGAAGGAGUAGGUGCAUGGUUCUGCCAAAUUGGCGACCUCAAUACCGUUCAUCAUCUGUGGCAAUUUGCGGAUCUGGAGGAACGAAAAGUGCGACGAGAGCAGAGCUGGGGCAUUGAAGGAUGGGGAGAGACUGUGCACAAGACCGUUCCCUUGAUCCAGUCGAUGAAGAGCCGGAUUUUGAUCCCUAUGCCUUGGUCACCAGUGGCUUAAAGGAGAAAGCUGCAAAGUUUGUUUUGUCUUGUGGGUUUAUUGCCUGCAGUUCUGAUGAUUUGUUCCAGCUUCGAAGCUUGCAAUUUCAUUGAUUUGGGUUUCCAAUUAGGGUACGAUGGAAAUUUCUCGGAAGGAAAUAGGUUGCAUACUGCUAUUUCACAAUGUUUAUUUGAAUGAAACCGAUUAUAUCGGACUUUUUCUUAUUAUUUUUUCCCCCCUGUAGAAGAGUGAGCGAUAGCUACAACAAUAUUAUGAUUGGAGC
Xylona heveae TC161 is the source of this 1625-nucleotide messenger RNA. RefSeq names its product NIPSNAP family protein. The record is from RefSeq and is a predicted model, not a curated record. Gene Ontology annotation, cellular component: mitochondrion. The coding region runs from base 356 to 1363 and encodes 335 amino acids. The transcript has 3 exons. Lineage: Eukaryota; Fungi; Ascomycota; Xylonomycetes; Xylonales; Xylonaceae.